This is a messenger RNA of Electrophorus electricus (electric eel), 1936 nucleotides long. It is a transcript of the gene sspn, whose product is annotated as sarcospan (Kras oncogene-associated gene). NCBI's taxonomy places the organism in Eukaryota, Metazoa, Chordata, Actinopteri, Gymnotiformes, Gymnotidae. The record is from RefSeq and is a predicted model, not a curated record. Gene Ontology annotation, cellular component: sarcolemma; dystrophin-associated glycoprotein complex.
AGCGCUUCUUGGCAGCGGUCACGCGUUCACCCACAUUUCUGCCCGUGACAUGGGAUUUUCCUGCCAGCAGCCGCCGUUCCCACACACACACACCGUGCUGCUCCUUCGUCCUCUGCCAGCGCCGUCUUCCUGCUGCUGCUGGUGUUGCUGUGGCAGUCGUGUGUUGGAGUCCCCCCUCUCGCCUCCCCGUUCCCAGCCUCGCUCCGUUUCCUCUGCCCUGCCGCGUUCUGCUCUAUAUGUGGCUGUCGGGCAGCUUUGCUCCAAAUGUUUUCCAUAUUAGUUCAGAGCCUCCUCUGAUUCCAAAUAGCUGCAGCACCACAGGGCUGGCGGGGAGGGUGAGGAGAGAGCACAGCGGGGGGAGGCAGACAGCACAGAGGGGCAUUCGAGGGGAGGAGAGCAGACGCUAGACGAGGAAGGCGAGCAGAAGAAAAGAGAAGGAGAGAAAAGCGGGAGAAAGAGUUGACCAGCAGACCCCCGGAAGGGACGAGGAGGCGCAGAGCGUGAGGCGGAAGGAAGAAUGCGCUCGGACAAGAGUCGCGCGGGCGGAGGGGAGGACGCCGGGCCCGUGGAGCGGGCUCGCUGCGGCCCGGACGGCCACAGGUGCUGUGGCUGCCCCUUCCCGCUGCUGAUUGCGCUGCUCCAGCUACUGCUGGGCGUCGCCGUGGCGACUGUGGCCUUCCUCAUGGCCGCCAUCAGUCCGUCGCUACUGGCCAGGGAGACGCCGCACUGGGCUGGUAUCCUCCUGUGCGUGGUGUCGAUAUUGGGUUUCGUCCUCUACGGGAUCACCUACCUGCCGGAUGAGAGCACCACCAUGCAGUUCAUCGUAAAGGUGCUGUACUUCCUCCUGUGUUCCGUGGGCCUGAUCGUCUCCAUCCUGGUCAUUGCCUUUCAAGGUCACCACUACUCCCUAACCAUCGGCUUCACGUGCCGAGAGACGAGCCAAGACUGCGUGUGCACGCUGGAGCCGGAGGAUCCCGUCGGCCGCACGUUCACGUACGCCGGUGUGACCGACUGCACGGCCGUCACCAGCACCCUGAUGUUCUUCUACCUUCUGCAGAUGGUUCUGAACCUGGUGCAGGCCCUCGUCUGUUUGCUGGGGGCCUUCCUCAUGUGGAAGCACCGGUACCAGGUCUUCUUCGCUGGCCUGCAAAUGGGUUCACCCUCCACCCAGCACUGGCAGAAGGUGUAGGGGUGGGAAUUGGGCAGGGGGCGCUAUGGGGCAGGGCCAGCGCUCACUGAAAAAAAAGAAGGGAUUGGAAGAACUUUGUCUGCUGGGUAAGAAUGCCGCGGAGCGCGUGUAGGUGUGCCGUGCAUAGAGGGAAAGAUGGAUAUUCAGCACAGCCCCCACCCUCCUGGAACAACAUGCAUUUUUGUGCGAGGGUAUUCGUCAUAACAGUACUGUAACAGUGUGUGCAGGAACAUUGCUGCAAGUGUUAUCUUGCCAUUGUAUUAGCAUAUAAUACUGUUGUAGCAAAUGAUAUUGUCCCAUUGAAGAGCUUUUCUAUUUUUCUACAUUGGCUAUUGGAUAGUUCCAUUAAUGUAAAUGUAUACUGGCCUCCACCAGUGCCGGUCCCAAGGAAUACGUCCAGUACAGGAGUUGUCAGCUGGAGAGCUUUCGGUUUCAUCUAUUGUGGUAAACUGUUCGUAUUAAAAUGUAUCAGACUGACAGCCUUUGCAGUUGCCAAGGUUCCAGGUCACUGGUUCUUUAUUAGCAAAAAGCAUUUGUACUUCUUUUAUACUUAAAUAUUUUAAGCAUUUUAACCAGUCGGUUUUUCUUAAGCUUUAUUGAACAAUACUGAAGUUUUUCCACAUUGUGUAAUCUAGGCGAGCAGGAAAAUGCUGCUUGUUUUUUAAAACUAGUUGUCGGUUUUUUGUUUUUUUUUAUUGUUGUGUAAUUCGGGUUUUGGUGAAUAUAAUAUUCUUUCACUGAUCCUCA